Molecule: messenger RNA, 16417 nt
Organism: Ostrea edulis (European flat oyster)
Lineage: Eukaryota; Metazoa; Mollusca; Bivalvia; Ostreida; Ostreidae
Product: intermembrane lipid transfer protein VPS13B-like
Exons: 52
Coding region: 226-12093 (3955 amino acids)
Source: RefSeq, a predicted model, not a curated record
CUGUAUUCCGAAAGAAAGAAAACAAACAUGGCGACCUGUGAGUUGGCAGACAUCAUAUGAUAUUAUAAAUUUGUUUUUUUAUUUUAUUCAUGCAGUAUUAUCUGGGUGUUUUCUCAAAAUAUACACAGGUCCAGCACAAUCUCUAACCGGACCAACUGAAUUUAUGUGUUUCAGUGAUGACCAGCGAUACAAACAUCUGACAAAUGAAGAGCAAUUUUAAUCAUCAUGUUUAAGAUAGAAUCCUACAUAACGCCACUUUUGAUGGGAUAUGUUGACAAGUAUGUGAAAUUACGACAUGAGGAUUUCCAGCUGUCACUAUGGGGAGGCGAUGUAGUCCUGAACAAUCUUGACCUGAGAUUGGAUGUCAUCGAAAAAGCCAUCCAGCUCCCAAUCAUCUUCAAAAGUGGACACAUCCAUGAACUUAGAAUACAUGUACCAUGGACAAAAUUAGGCUCAGAGCCAGUGGUUAUAACAAUUAACACAAUAGAAUGUAUUCUUAAACUAAGAGAAACAGCUUAUGGUGAUACUGCCAGUUCUGCGACACCAGAAUUAAAGAAGUCAAGGUCGUUUCAGGCAAAACAGAGGCAGAGAAGACAACAGGGAGGGGAGGAGCUGCCUCCAGGCUACUUACAAAGCAUCAUCAACAAGAUUUCUAACAAUGUCAGUGUAGUUAUCAACAACUUAAUCGUAAAGUUUGUAGAGGAUGACAUAGUUCUGUCCGUCAAUGUGAAGUCUCUAGAAUGUUUCAGUGUGAAUGAACUGUGGAAUCAAGCAUUCAUUGAUUUGACUCCCCCAGAGCUUGCUCUCAGGAAGUCUAUCAACCUCUCGGACCUUACCAUAUGUCUUGACAAGUGUGACAGUAGCGGCAAGAUUGAGAACUAUCAGGACCCUCUGGUAUACAGAUGUUCUGUUACCGGCAGAGUCUAUCUCAAAUACGACUCAAUCAAUGCCAAGUUUCCCAGUAUUACAAAGUUUGAUUUAUUCUGCGAGACUCUGGAUGUCUCUCUGACUGAUACUCAGCUGCCACUGUUUUUUCGAUUGAUCGAGUUAUGUCUGGCAUUGUAUUAUGGUACUCUGGAGUUUCCUAGUUCAGAGAAGGAGCAGGAGUCCGGUGUGAAGAGUGAUGAUGGGAGUGAGGAAGGAAAAGUAGAAGAUGAUGAGGACAAGCAGUUACAGGAUCAAGAAAAUCAACAGAGCUGGUCCUCCUGGGCCUGGUCCUACGUCCCCCAAAUCAUUCCCGCGGGAGAGGAGGAAUUACAGGAGGAGGAGAGAUCACCAAAGAAGAAACCCCCGCCCGCCGUGCUGGCAGUCGGGAUGUACGCUCACAAUGCUUCGCUGACAUUCAAGCUGACUGAAAAAAUGAGAGAAAAGGUACAUUACGGUCCUGAGAAGAUUGCCUUCAGACCCUUCAUGUUUCUGAAGGCUGAAGGAAUAGGACUGGACAUCAUAAUGAAGGGGCUGACCUUCUUCAAUGUGCAGUUUGGAAUCAGCAACAUCAGUUUGGAGACAAGGGGAAACUGUAUCUGUGGGGCGGAUGAUGGAGAAGAUCAAAGGAGCAAUGUGAUUGUGAAAGGAGGAAGUGAGCUCUCCGACAAGCUUGUCAACUACUACAGUAGGUCGUUGUUUGACCUUGGUUGCCCUGUCAACCAAGGGCAGGUGUUGACCUGGACCUUUGAUGGUCCAGAACAUUUACAGACAUAUACAGAGCAGGCUGGGGUGGAUAAGUUCGGGGUGUUUUAUGUGGACUAUCUGUAUGUGAUGCAGCCAUAUGAGGACUCGUCUCAAAUGAUAGGUAGCACAUCCUCGUUAUCAGAGGGAGAAGAGCAUGUGUUUCUCAGGGAGACGUCUUUGAUGAGGUACAUUGUGGGGAGUUGUCAAUUUAACGUUUCAUCCUCAGCUGUCCACAGAAUUCAAAGGUUUAUACAAGCAGCUCAGAACCACAGCUACGAGCCUUACACCAAAACUAAACAAGAGGUGGUGGAUGACCAGCGGUCAGCACCUUCAGAGGCCCAGGUGUUGUCCAUGGAGAAUUUCAUGCCAACUCGAACACAACAACUCACCAUUCUACAACCACAUAUCUCUGUUUACUUUGCUCAACAUGAAAACUGUGAUAUUUCAAAGAAAUCCUACAAAACCAUUCAGAAAUCUUCGAAGGUUUCUAAAGAGGAAUCAAAUUCCACAAAGUCCUCGUCUGUGAUAUUACCAACGGUUGCUAUGACAGCAGUCAGAUUUGAAUUUCAAGUGACAAAUCCCAUGUAUCCAAGAAAACUGAUUAAGUUUGUUAGCAAGAUGGUCGGCCCCUCCAGCAAUCUCUUACAUCACUGCCACUCCCACACACAUUUCAAGUUGUUUGGAGCUGCCAUUGGUGUGCAGACACUCUCAGAAGACUUGUCAAGGUCACAUGUCCUUUCUGUAGUGCCGGAGUUUAGUGGCGCCAUCUACACCAGGCGUUUGCUGCUUUCUAUGUAUUGGAACAGUAAAACGCAGCCGAAGGUUGAGCAGAUAUACGAGAUUCCGCAGGGGACUGUGAACUUGACCAAGGCCAGCUUACUUCUGCUGACACAGAUUGUAUCGUCAUGGCAACAGAAGAUACCAAAAUCAGUACUUCUGACAGAUACCAGUCUGAUGGAGGAUAAUUUUGUGGAAGAUGCUGUCAAAAUACCUGUGCUAGAACUGACUAUGUCAGGACUGGAAAUGAAGAAAUCUAAACUGGUGAAUACCCAAGCCUGUACUGGUUCCCUGUCCUCUGCCAUGGCAACAUUAUACUUGGGGAGGGACUCGUCACCUAUCCCGGUGUUCAUGGCUCCGGCAGAUACCAGUAAGAUUGCCACGGAGGAGUUCUUCAUGCAUCAGACCACGUACACAGAGGAAUCUAAAGACUUCAUCACAUUCAUUUAUCAGCUGCCCAAAGACCAGUCACUUGCAGAAGUUCCUACUGUGGCCUUGCUGAACAUGGAGGGGUUUGUGUGUCAUGUCACUCCAGCAUUAAAUGAAUGGUUUAACUACACCCCCACACUAAAGAAGAAAUCCACAAAGAAGGAGAGCCAAGUCAGCCUUGACCUGGCCCUGGCUGAGGCCACUUCACCAUUGCAGAGACAGGUGUCAAAAGCUUCCAGUGCUGGAUCAACAACUCACAAAACUGAAUCUGUCACUAAGAACACUAGUCAAGUAGAAACGAAGACAAUUACCCAUAGUGCUUCACAGAAAGCCCUGACCAAUCAGAAAUCAGAAAGCGACAAAUCCGACAGAUCUGAAGAUGUUUUCGGGAAAUGGUUGUCUGGAAUUUUUCCAUACGUCAGAUCACUCUACCUACAGGUGGAUGUGAAGUGUUGUUGUCUGUUCCUGAACGUCUCCAGUUAUACUGUGUCUGAGCCCAGCUCCUUCAUCCCCCUCAACAUCAGGGCAGCCAUUGCUGAGAACCCAAGUGCAGAGACACUGGUUCUCUGUCUCCCCAACCUCAAGCUGUACAGCUCUGGGGGUAGGUCCCUAUCUCGGGAAAUGGACAUCCCAAUCACUAAUCUGGAGGGACCAAUAAAAGGGGAGAGAUUACCAUGGCAGAUGAGUUUGGAUGACUUCAGUGUUUACUCACUCCAUGGAUCAGAUAUUCAUUCUGUGGUCAAGCCAGCAUCGGUCAGCUGUACUGUUGCGGUCACCUCUAAGUACGAUCCAUCAUCUUCUGACAAUAUCACGGCUCUUGGACUCUGUUUACACACAGACAUGAGAGCGGUGACCGUGUCUUGUUCAAAACCUCAGGUUAAGCUAUGUGCACGGCUGGCAGUGAGCUUGCUAGACAUGGCUACAGAAGUCAGAUCUCUGAUGAAGGACCUGCUUCCCAAAUCUGUAGAGAAAACCAAAAAGGUUGACACCCCAGAGAAACCAGCGGAGACAGAACCUGCGAGCAAUAGGUCUAUUGUGGAAGAUGUACUUUUAACUGAGACCGACACGUCCGGUGACAAUAAAUCAAGGGGAACAACUCCGAGUCAGGACUUGGAGUUUAAUGGGUACAACAAAGACCGCGUCAGACUGUCGCUGUGGCUGCAGUGGACCCUGCCAAAACUCGAGCUUCGCUUCUACAAACUCGAUAAAAUCACAAGUCAAGAAAACAGAGUUGCUGUACUGAUAGAGGAUAUUGCAUUGUCUGUUGAUGUUCAGGAAAUAUAUGCCAAGGUCAAGGUUACAUGUAACUCGGCCAAUGUACACCACUUUGACAGAAAAUUGCCUAAGAGUAAGAAUGAACUGUCUCACUGGGAAGAGGGACCAUUCCUGGGAAUCCUGAUGAGUUGUAGAAAAGAGAUUUCAGGCGAUAUUCAGAUUUUAUCCCAUAAAAGUGGCUUCCAUUCCCAGCAUUCCGUGCCUCAUAAACCUGGGGAUGUAACGCAUGGCUUUCUUAACUUCACUUUUACGCGUGCCUUGUGUAAGAACGUUGCCAAGAAGAUGAGAAAACUGAAUGCUGACCUGGCGGUGUUCGAGGAAUUUGAGAACGACGUUGUUAGCUAUGAUCUCUACUUUCACAAGUACAUUUCUGAGAUGUGUCUAAACACAGAGCCCUGUGAUUUUAUUCUGUACAUUCCAGCAGUUCAUACUGUCCUAGACAGCUUUGAAUCUCUUAUAUUCCCCAAAAAAUCUUCCUCAGUACCAAAACCGGUACAGACACCAGCAUUGCCAGCUCAGGAAAGUGACAGACUUCCAUUACUGACCUCCAGUUCCCUCCCCUUGUUGUAUGUUACCAUCAGCAAUUUACGGGUCUUCAUUCCAAAGACACAUUCCGAGAACCAGGAAGGUCAUGACCUUGCCCUAAUCAUUCUAUCAGAAAUAGCAGUGAAUCCACAAGUGGACAACCCACUGCCCAGGUAUGCACUUGAACGGGAGAUUUACCACAAGGCCAUGCAGUUGAACCUGACACAGCAGCCGGGGUCGGCCAUUGAGAAUCGACAGUACCAGAUUGACAUCCAGGGUCUCUCAGUUUGUACAGGGAAAUGGGGAGAUUUUCUUCAGCAAACACAUUCAGAGAGGCAGAAAGACUUGGUAAAGCCGAAGAUUCAGAUUCCUGCUCUAGAAUGGAACACUGUUUUAAAACCUUUCAGUCAUGAACGUGAACCAAUAAAAUUGGUGCCCAUGCUGUGUAGACUGGACAUGAAGAUUGUAGCAGCUCCAGCCAUUGUGUAUAUAUCUCAGAGAAAGGAAGUACAGCCUGUACCGAAGAUUUUGGUGUGUGGACAUUCCAUCGAGAUCAAUGUUGCCAACAAGCUUGACAUCUAUGCAGGGACUAGUCAAAUAAAGCUCCUAGAGCACCUGGCUCAGACUGCUGCAUCCAGCUUUUCGGGAAAACGGACCAAACGAGAAAAACACUCCAGACAAAGUCCGACCGGAGCCCCAGUAAAAUCUGAGGCAUCUUUAGACAGCGGACUUGGCAGCGACAUAUCUUCAGUGAGAUCGCCAGGGAGAGUGAGAUCUGAAACUGUAACAGGGAUUGGUCAGGGAUCAGGAGCCAAAUCUUACACACCUUUUGACCUGUUACUCACUGCGAAUGUGGUGUCUUGUUCACUGUACAGAAAUCAGGAGACAGAAUCGGGGGUCAUUCUGGAGGAGGACGUGGUCAUUGUAGACAAAGCUGAUGUGGCUGACAUGGGAACAGACAACAGGGAGAAUGUGAGAGAGAAGAAAGAAGAGGGUGGGGGAGAUUCUUAUAAAGAGGUCUCUGUCAUACCGUUCUUACAUUUGUAUCUAUGGCAACCUCAUACAGUGCUUUCCUGUCACCAUGACACCCAGAAGUUUGAAAUUUCAUGCUAUGAUGUUUCCUUAAAAGGGCCCCAUAGAGAUUCUUGUCCUACAGAUUUAUCAAAGCAAUUACCGGACUGGUCAACCUAUGGUGUGAAUUGGCUUGAGACCAGACCGGGAGAGCCGAAUCCCAAGACAGGCAUUCCCCCCAGUCUGUGUACGCUGUCUGUCACAGAUUUCAUCAUCCAGCGAGCAAAGAUUGGUGUGAGGGUGGAGAGACCUGUGAAAGUAAACUUAAGUCUGGACAAAGUGGAACAAAUUCAGAAUUUUCUUGGUGACAUCCUGGAGUCACAACCUAGUGAUCAAAGUGCCACAAAGCCCAUGACAGAGUCUUUAUCAAGGGAGGCAACUGCAGCAAGUGCCACAACCAACGCAAUACAGACAGUUUUGUCGAAGAUUGGAAGUGUGGAUGUUGUUUGCAAUCAAAUUGUUGUAGCCAUGGAAACAGAAUUUCAGGAUGAGCAUGCUCAGUUGACUAGCAGUAUGGAGGAGAUUCAGUUGGAGGUCAACCUGAUUCAUAAUCAACAAAACACAGACAAAACAGAAGGCCUGACUGCAGACCUUUUUUUCUGGGAUUUGACGGUCAGUACAGGAUACAGGAACAAGUCCCGCCCAUUUGUUGGCCCGGUCAGUCUAGCUGCGGACACUGUGGUCAGGUUCUAUGAAGACGACUGUAUAACUCCACUGACCAUUCCGAGAGUGGUCACUUCAGUUACUGUCGAACAUAUUCUCCUCUCUUUUGGACAGGAGCAUGUCAUGUGUGUACAUGUGAUUGAGAAAAGCCUCAAGAAUUUUAGAAAACAGUUCAGGAAAGUCAACAAGAAACAUACCAAAUCACCGUCAGAGCAGGAGGAGGAGAGGAUGGAAGAGCCAGUGUUAGGUGUGGAGGAAUCCUCCAGGGACGAUCUGAGAACAGGAAAAUUUGAAUAUGUCAUGGACUCCGAUGGCGGGGUGAUGUUCCCCGCGGUGGGACAGAUUGUGUUCUGUAAUGAGGACCAGCGUGACGAGGGCAGUAUGACCUGGAGUUACAGUCAGCCUAGAGUUGUCUCCCACAUGUCCUUUACUCCGAUACCAUUCAACCUUCCUCAGAACUUUUCCAGUAAAGCUGAGGAGAAACAGAUACUGGUGCCCUGUGCUUUACAGUAUUAUGACCUGGUCACCAGGCAGUAUGUGACCUACAUAGAGUUUGAUUUGUCAGAGAAUUUAGAGACGGUGUUGGAGCUUCCAGAGGUCAAAGGUCAUCUUGUGGGGGAUCUAGUUGUGGCUAAGAUGUGGAGGGUGCUGGUUAAAUACAAUCAGAUCUACUGUCCGGGACAUGAGCUGAGUGAUGAGGACCUCCCCAACCGAUGUUCUGUCCUCCUGCCGACCUCCCUCGCUGCUGCCGUGAAGAUUGACUCGUGUUACCUUCCCUGUCUGAUCCCGGUACUUCAAGGUCACAUCAAUGUCAGCCUGGUCAGGAUACACUUGUAUAAUCACUUCAGGUGUCUCGGUAAAGGCGUCCCUAGCAAGUUACGACCCUUUGCAUUUGAUGGCAAUCUUCCGGAGGACCAGAUGUUUGCAGCCCUGUACCUCAGGAACUCCACCCUGCAGAUCAGGCACAUGGUGGGAGACUUCUGCAGGACUAGCAUCCAGAUAAGUGGGUCCCCGAACGUACAGGUAACGGACUAUGGCAAUCUCACUGAGCACGACGCUCUCAAACCAUUUGUAUUCUACGGGGAUAUUUGCUUACGUCCUGGAAUUAAGAAGAUGCAACAGCUGGACUGUAAUCUGACUGUAGAUCCAGUGUUUAUCAGGUUUGGUAAAGGAGUGAUACACACUCUGAACUGUUCAAUGCAGGCGUGGUCCCAGAUGUAUGGUGUUACCAAGGAGACAGAUCAAGUGAUACUGAAUCACUACAUUAUUUGUAAUGACACAUCUCAGCCAAUCAGAUUUGGUCAGGUUGGAACCGAUGAGAACAUUUGCUUGGGAUCCAGGGAGAUGCACUGCUAUAGCUGGAGAAGUCAAAAGGCCAGGCAGGAGCUCCAUCUUUGUGUGGAUGGUAAAGUAUGGAAGUGGUCCGAGCCCUUUGAUAUUAAUGCUGUGGGCAGUAUAGUGCGGGUCAUGAAGUCGUUUAAUCAGCAGCAGUCACUUAUCAUCACAGUCAAACAGAUAUCUAAUGUCCAAAAACAGGUGACAAUCCAUGGUCAGCUGAUGAUCACCAGUCGGAUGUCGGUGCCUUUAAAUGUUCGGAUCUUCUACUCCACGUCACAAGCCGAGAUGAACCAGACAACAGUCAUGCUUCACCAGACAGACACUGGCCCCUCCCACAUACUGGAACCAGAGCACAUCAAGUACAUUAAAAUACGUGCUCACCGAGGUCCAGUGGAUGAUUACGAUUGGUCAAGCGAAGUUUAUGUGUCCGCUGGGAAACUGACAGACAACAGGACAAUCCAGAUAACGAUGCCGGAUAACAGCAAGAUACACAUCUGGUGCCACGUGAUCUGUCAGCAUGUCAGGAGCUCAUCUCGCCUCACAGUAUUGUUGUGUCCACUGUAUGUGAUUCGAUCCCAGUUACCACGGCAACUGAUUGUUCACAUGGAGACCCCCAGUCUGAAACAAUCACGAGAGGUCAUCGUUCCUGGUAAAGGGAGAGAACUUCAGCUGGAAUGUCUGGGAGCUGCCCACAGCCAUAACCUCACUUUCCAGCUCAGUCAAGAGUUGGAGAAGUCUAGUUCUGCAGUGACCUUGACCACAGGCUUGAUCAAUAAAGUCACAAGGUCAUCACCGUCACCUAUAGAUGUGGAGAGCUUGACUCAGACUUGGAAGAAGGAAAGUGGAAACCAGUGGCCGUACUGCUCUUCAGACAACGCAAAAGAAAUCCCAGGGAAUUUCUACAUUCCACCAGAUGCUCCCCCAGUAUCCAGCCCCCAAUCAUCAGUGGGAACAGACCCCGGGGACUUUGACAUGAUAGUGUCCCAGCCCAGCCUGGACCUUCACCUUAAUCUGUCAGAGUACUGGCCAGGUUGUGGUACCCUGAUGAUUGACGUGUUGCCGUGGUGCCUUAUGACAAAUCAAACUGACCUUGACCUUCUGAUAGUAGAACCAAACGGCACAUCAUGGCAACUUCCUUCCAAGAAAACAUUUACACCUCCAAAAUUCAAGACUGAAUUUAGCAUCGGUAUGGUCUUUGGAGGAUUCCCAUUUUACACUACCCCUAUUCCUCUCUCCAACGAGGAAGUAGAGCUACAGUUAUAUAAUCCAGACAAAGGAAGAGUACUCUUCAUAGAUGGAUAUUUACAAACCAGAAUCCUAGUCAAACACCAGCAGAGAAACCAGAUUUGCUUCUUAACCCUGCAAUCAUCUGUAAAAAGUAACAUGAGGGUUAUAGUGAUAACAGAGACCUUCAACCUUUGUAACCUGACCUCUGACCCUAUUGCUGUGUCACUGAAUGCCGUUCCAGUCAGCAACAGUAAGGUUGAUUUGGUACCCAGUGUGACAUCAAAGAUACCAAGUCAUAUGAGAUGUAAAAAGGAGCAAACAGACUUCUCCUCACUGUUAAUGUGGAACGUAGGAGAAAAUGCGGACUCUAAACAAGAAACAUUCUCCUAUUACAUCUCUCUCAGAACCGACAAAUCAGAUGAGGGCUCUCAUCAUCCUCAGGCAGACAGUAAGAAAAAUUCUGAUUGGUCCCAUCCAGUUAGAUUGACAGCAACAGAGAGGGGGACAAAGCUGACUGUAGCUGUCCCUGUGUGUGCUGGGGACCUCCACACCAGACCAUUGUGUAUCUCGGGGUUCUUUAGACAGGGGCUCCAUUACUUCGUUGUGAGGGAGCAUGAAUCUCCUUCUUGUCUAAUACACAAUAAAACACAGGUCCCACUCUGUUACGGCCAUCAGAAUCCAGCUCUAAUCACUGCAGGCAUUGUUGUUCAGGAACAAACAGAGUUACUGAGUUCACUGCCAACAGUCCCUCCACAUAAUGAUGUGUUCUACACUCCAUUAUUGAUGAACCAGAGAUUCUCAGAAUCUGUAGGAGGUGUUCAGUAUCCAAGACUACAUUUUGGAGUACUGAAAAAUCUGGUCAACCAGUCCGACAAUGCUAAGGAGGUGGUCUGGAGUAGUGCUAUUGAUGUCAAUACAGACAUGGAAUCAUUUGUGUCCAUUCCAGGAUGUAUGGAUAUCAAGGUCAAGGUCAAAAGUGUUGCCAUGAUAACACACAUCACUGUGAAAGCAAUCAGUAAGGCAGAGGUUUCGGCCAAAGAGAUUAGAAGUCGAAUCGAAAAUGAGAAAAGUGAAACAUCAACUGAAAGCACCCCCUCUAACCAGGAGGAUGAGUCUAUCAUUAGGGAUCUGGAAAGUGCAGCCGCAUCUUCGAUAUCUCAUCAGAAGGAAAAUUCGAGGGACAGAUCUGUAGAAAAGAAAAUGGAUCUAAUCUUAGGACUUCACUGUCAUCAUGUAUGUGUGGUACUGCAGGACGAGACCAGCUCCACAGAAGAGAUAUCAGAGGUCCUUCAGGUCUCCAUAGAUCAUUUGUUCCUGGCACACCUUCCCUCAUCUAGGUCAAGGUCAGACAAAACUUUUAAUGACCAGGAUCAACAUCGAUGUUUGUCUCUGUGUCUGGGAAGCUUGCAAGUUGACAAUCAACUUUACCUCACUAAAGGACUGUACGACUUUCCUGUUAUUUUCAUGGGACAAACUACUCCAGAGUUUCCCGAUGUGGUUGGUAUGAAUGUGAUGGAGAAGUUAGCGGUUCUGAAGUCGGUCAGUUUGUGUCAUGUACAGGGGGUGAUAGAACACAAUUGUCUUGGACACAGCCUGGUGAAGGCCUUAGAGGUCAGUGUCUCCCCCAUCACAGUGAACAUCGAUGACAAAUUUGUGUACAGGAUUCUGAAAGAAUUUGAUAUCCUUCUUCCCACCAGCCUUUCAUAUCCUAACCUGCCCAAUCAAACUUUCAAGAGACUACCCAAGUCUUUCAAAUCAGCCUCUCUUGUGAUGAGCUGCCCUGUUAAAAUGGAACACCUGAGUGUGAGAUCCAUAUCAUUGCUGCUGAGUGUCCAUGCUUCUCUCAAGCUUUUUAUUGCUUCAGACAGAACGCCAUUAGCUUUUGGAAAGUUUGAGAAAGACAAAGUUGUGACUACCUCUUAUCAUCUCAUCAAAGCCCUAGCAAUGCACUACGCCUCAGGUGCCCUCUUCAGAGCUGGCAUUGUGGUAGGCUCACUGGAGAUUCUAGGAAACCCCACAGGUCUGAUUCGUAGCAUAGGAACCGGGGUGGCAGACCUAGUCAAGAAGCCGUACGAUGGUCUGACGCGAGGCCCAGGGGCUUUUGUUGGGGGAGUGUCCAGCGGAAUGUCGUCCUUUGUCAGAAAUAUAUCAGCAGGUAUGCUGACUUCCGUGACUAACUUCGCCUCCAGUGUAUCCAGGAAUAUGGAUCGUCUGUCCCUCGACGAAUCCCACAUGGAGCGGCAGGAAGAGCGACGUCGUCAGCAGCCGGAAGGGAUUUCAAGUGGACUCCGUCAGGGACUCACAGGAUUCGGCAUAAGUCUGCUCGGGGCAGUAGCGGGUUUGGCUGAUCAACCAAUACAGAACAUUAUCCAAUCAGAGAACGGCAGUGAACGAGCAGCGAGAUCAUCCCCAGCCUCGGGUAUUGUCAAAGGCGUUGGCAAGGGAAUUCUGGGAGUCUUCACCAAACCAAUAGGUGGUGCUGCAGAACUGGUGUCACAAACAGGACAAGGACUGCUGCAGGGAACCGGUCUGGCAGAUAACAUUCCUCUCCAGAGAUAUAAUGCUGAUGUCAUUGUUACCUCACUAACAAACAACAGUGAAUCAAAAUACAUCAUCAAAUUCCUGAACUCCCUGCCUAAUGCACAGCUCUGGUCAAUGGUGGAGGCAGACUUUAUUGAUAUCACAGAUUCUGAGGUCAAAGUUCACCUUUUAUUGACAAGUGAUCUGUUAAUCGUAAUAAAUUUAGAGGACGAUUCUCAGCAACAAGCCUUUUCAUUGGCUGAAAUAGAGAUCUGUAACAAGACGACCAGUCACCAAGUCCUCACCAUUCUGUGGAAGGAUUCCAUGCAAUCUCGCACAUCAGAUCAGCCUGUCAGUGGCAGCAAGGACCGAGUAGAGGCCUUUAUAGAUGGCGCCAGCGGAUAUGUGCAAGUGUCUCCCCCGGAUACGCCCCCAGUGGACGAUAGCCAAUCAGAUUCUUCCCUCUCCCCAAUGGGCAGGAAGGCAGACUCUCCAAAAUACAACUUUGUGAUACACCCAGAAAUCAAAAAUGCUUUUGUAGCUCAGUUUAAUUUGUUAAAGCGAAGGGCAGUGCAGCGGGGCUUUCAUGCUUCAUAGAGGAGAAAUGUGCAUUACGUACCGAUGAUGGACGGAUUUUAGUGGUUAGUCCUCGGAUUUAACUUGUGUUGAUGGACUUAAUAUCAGUAUAUGGCUAUUUUUAACAAUAUUUAUUUUAUUGUUAUUGUUGUAAAAAAAAAAUUUUUUUUAUACUUUCACAUGUUUAAAAGAAUUGUUAGAGACACAAAAUAGUUACGAUUGACAUGUUUAUAUAUAUGUAAGACUCCCAAAGUGCGAUGGGACUCCAAAGUGCGAUGGUCACGCCAAACCCCGAUGGUGUGACACGCCAAAGUUCGAUGGUCCACACUCAUGCGCCAAAGUGCGAUGGUCUGACACGCCGAAAUCCAUUGGUUUGUUAACGACACGGUGUUUUGAUACGUACUAAACCAACCGUGUGUUGUUUCACUAAAAUAUCAGUGCAAAGUCCAUGCAUAAAAAAUAAGUUCAACUUAUUUCAUUUCCAUCUAGUUGUCGUGUUAUUAAACACAAAAUUUUCCAACGCGAAAUCGUAUAGAAUGGUUUGCAAUAUAGCAUAUCCCCAGGAUUUUAUUACGUGUACGUCACAAGUAAUAAAUGAUCAUGAAUUAAAUAAUGUUUGGGCGAAGUAGAUAGUUCGACAACAAAUGUACUUUGCCGUUCUCACUAUCCUCAACCAUUUAUACCUUGCCGUUGAUGUCGUCCGUGUUGCAUUUCUUCGGUUUCAUUUUGAAAGACGUUAAGAAUGACGUCACAAACGUUACUGAACUCUGCACCAUCGGACUUUGGCGUGACCAUCGCACUUUGGGGUCCGUAACGUUAACAAACCAUCGUACUUUGGUGCAGACCAUCGCACUUUGGCAUGACCAUCGCACUUUGGAGCGACCAUUGCACUUUAGAGUCUUACAUAUAUAUAUAUAUACAUAUCUGUGUGUAAGUCAUGGUGAGGAUCUGGUCAUGGAAUGGUAAUUUUAAGACUAUAGGCAUAUACAUGUGUAGAUCUAAAUUGUAUUAGUAUUUUGGGGGCAUUCUUGUUAAUGUUUCAUCAUAAGGAGGACUUCUGAGGGGAAAGCCACCAAAAAAGUGGGGGGGGGGGAUUUGACAGGUCUUUUUAAGUGGUACAAAUAUUAUAGUCACAAGACUAUACCUUGCCAACUUGAAUACAAGAAUCUAAUCUGAGUUCCAAGUUCCCAUCAAAGGACCUCCUUACUUUGAUUUAGUAAAGCACCAAAGUUUGAAUUAUGCAAUUUACAAUGCCCCAAGAUGUUCCUCAAUAGCUUAACUUUGAGGUUUGGUAUUCUAUUUUACUGAAAAGUUUGUUAACAUUCAGAGCUAUGCCAUCUUUUGAAAUUGCAUUUGUCUGUUUUUGUUCAAUCUCUAUUGAUAUUCAUUGAAUGACCGGUUUUUAAAGCCUUUGUUUAUACUGAGCACAAGGUUGUCCAGAUUUCUCUUUUAUAUUACAAUUCGUUUUUGUAAUAAAGAAAAUCAUUCAAAAGGCAAGAGUGGACAAUCUUGUGCUGGUGACAAAAUUCAUAAAAAUAAAUACAAUAAAAAUCUGCAAAAACUAUUAUUUUCUUUCUACUUCUUUUACCUGUAUUGACCUCGGGUAGUAAUUUUGUAGUUUUCAGACUAAGGGUAACCAUUUUUAACUCAAGUUUUCUACCCUUAUCUUCCAAUAUCACAGGGGAAUGACUGUGCACUUACUGGAGACAUAUCAGUGUUUAAUAUUUACCAAAACUUAUAAUAGAUAAAUCAUUUUUAUUUCCUUGAAAAGAGGGGUGGUUAAAAGGGACCACAAGCUACAGCUAAAGUGGGAAGGUCCUUUGAUCUCGGGAAUCUUACCAUUCCGGAGGUUCAUCAACACUCCUCUCUCACAACAAUUUCCUGUGGCUUAUCAGCUAUUGUGUUUAUGUGUUGCCCAGCCUGUUAAUAAUCUCGUCGCUAAUUGCAUAUAAUAAUAGUGAUGAGUAAAAGUUGGCCGACAUUAAAUAUAUGCAUUGUACAUGUAUUUAAUUCACGAAACCAUUUUUUUUUUAAACAUACUUUCGUUUAUGAUUUACAGAUAUAUUUAGACCUAUGAUAUAUUUAGCAUUUCUUCUGUGUUCUUGCCUGUUGUUUAUAAGUGGAUGAAAUAUGAUUUAUAUGACUAAGUUAUCAUAGAGAGGGUUCUUGUUUUGUUUAUUUGAUAUGUUAAAUUAUUCAGGCAAUAUGUUGUCUGUGUUGGGUUUCUUUGUUUUUGUUUUUAAUGUGAUAUUGUAUUAAAUUAUGCCACUAUUUUUGUAUAGUACAUGCACCAUUUUACAGAUGCAUUUUUAAGGGGCACACGAUAUUCAGAAAACAUUCCCCAGUGAUAGCAUACUUUUAUUAUGUCGGAAAUAAGUGACUAUCGAAAGUUUAGCAAUUUCUGAAGCAAAUCGAAAAUUAUCAGCAAAAAACCCCCCACCAGAUAACAUGAUAUCUAAAUAUCACUUGAAACCAAAGCUGUUGGUAUGAAGCAUAAAUAUUAUAGAUUUAUUUUAGAUGAUGCAGUCCAUCAAGAUUUAAGGAAAAUGUUUUAUGUUUUGCCAACAAAAACAAAACUAUGAACAUUCUAAUAAAAGCAGGUGUACAAGUAUUCAAAUCUUUCCAAUUAUCGCACACUUCAUUGUUACCGACAUGCCUUGUUACUGCAGACACAUACUUCAUCAUCACCAAGACACAAUUACAGCAUACAAGACACAAUUACAGCAUACUACACACAUACCAAGACACAAUUACAGCAUACAAGACACAAUUACAGCAUACUACACACACAUACCAAGACACAAUUACAGCAUACUACACACACAUACCAAGACACAAUUACAGCAUACUACACACACAUACCAAGACACAAUUACAGCAUACAACACACACAUACCAAGACACAAUUACAGCAUACUACACACACAUACCAAGACACAAUUACAGCAUACUACACACACAUACCAAGACACAAUUACAGCAUACUACACACACAUACCAAGACACAAUUACAGCAUACUACACACACAUACCAACACAAUUACAGCAUACUACACACACAUACCAAGACACAAUUACAGCAUACUACACACACAUACCAAGACAAUUACAGCAUACUACACACACAUACCAAGACACAAUUACAGCAUACUACACACACAUACCAAGACACAAUUACAGCAUACAAGACACACAUACCAAGACACAAUUACAGCAUACAAGACACACAUACCAAGACACAAUUACAGCAUACUACACACACAUACCAAGACACAUUUACAGCAUACUACACACAUACCAAGACACAAUUACAGCAUACUACACACACAUACCAAGACACAAUUACAGCAUACAAGACACAAUUACAGCAUACAAGACACAAUUACAGCAUACAAGACACAAUUACAGCAUACUACACACACAUACCAAGACACAAUUACAGCAUACUACACACACAUACCAAGACACAAUUACAGCAUACUACACACACAUAACUAUGUACAUGUGAAUUAAAUGUACUAUCACAAAAAUCACUCCACAACCCCCAUUAAAAAAAUUUAUUUUCUAGUGUAACUUGUAAGACAGAUACUGCCAAUUUUUAGCUUGCCGGAACGAACGUCUGGAGAUCUUAUUGUUAUAAUCCCUGUGUCAGCCUUUAAGGGAAAAACUUGUACAUUGGCCAUAUCUUUUUAUUCAAGGAUGGUAGGACAUAUAGAUUUCAUUUCAUUCCCAAGACUCUUGACCUACUUUUCUAAAAUUAUAACAUAUGCUAUAUCUUUUAAGCCAAGGAGGAUAUGGCUUUGAUAUUUUACAUGAAGAUAACCCAUGACCAGGCCUUAAUUUGGAAUCCAGAUUUUUAACUAUUGACCGUGGGACUUUUUUUACAAACUUUUCAAAAACUUGAACCUUGGUGAUAUCUUUUGAGUUAUGGGGGAUAGGGCAAGUCAAGUCAUACUUCCUGGCCAGCUAUGUUGUCUUCCGAGAGCUCUCAUUAAAUUAUGCUGUAGGUACAUCAGUGACUGAUCAUAUUUUUGUCCUCGAGAACAAAUGCUUUUGAAAGAAAUAUUCAGAUCUCCACAAAAUAACCAGCAAUAAUUUAUCAUCUGAAAUUGUGAGAAAUAUCUUGGAUGAAACAGAUGCCCAACAUGCGAUAUUGUGCGACAUUUUUUGGGAUCUCCAUUUUAAUAACUUACUUGUUACUGCAUAUUCUAGGAUUUGAAUGUAAACUGAUGUCAAUUACACCCUGUGCAAUAUUUGGUGAUUGAUUAUGUAACUACAUGUAUAUAAAGGUUGGUACCCAAAGUACUGCUUGUUACUGGAGAAAUAAAUUACAUUUAUUUAUUAA